This is a messenger RNA of Aaosphaeria arxii CBS 175.79, 1352 nucleotides long. RefSeq lists its product as uncharacterized. The record is from RefSeq and is a predicted model, not a curated record. Lineage: Eukaryota; Fungi; Ascomycota; Dothideomycetes; Pleosporales. The coding region runs from base 385 to 1113 and encodes 242 amino acids. The transcript has 2 exons.
CCUGUAGGCUGUAUGUCUACUCGUCGCUACCUGUAACAUACGUACGUACGCUCCGGAAUUUUUCUUAACAUAUGUUCUCCCUUACCUCCAACUACACUGCCAAACUGUGCGCUGCCUCAACGCUAUCUCCGUCCUCACUCUGUCUAGACAUGCGAUCCUUCAUCCCUCGCACCAAAAGCGCUCCAACCCUCUGGUGCUGACCCGGCCAUAAGCGUCUUUCGUCCGACGUCAUUGCUCGGAGCUGAAAAUGUCAGAUACGUUGGCCCAUUAUAUUUAGACUAUCAGUCGGUGUGCAAAAUGCCUUCUUAAGAGUUAAAUAUCUCUGUUAUCCCUGGAUUAUUCCAUUUUCUUCAACUUUGACACUUUACACAAUCAAUCGGCAACAUGCAUCUCAUUCUCACCGGAGCUACCGGCCUGGUUGGAGCCGGGACACUCGAAGUCAUGCUGAAAACAGAGGCAAUCACACGAAUCUCGAUACUCAGUAGAAGGCCCGUCGCGAUGGUCGAAGGACACGAAGACAAGGCAAAGGUCAUCAUACACAAGGACUACAAGAGCUAUCCGACCGAGCUACUCGAGCAAUUGAAAGAUGCGCAAGGUGUAGUCUGGGCACAAGGCGUCUCGCAGAAUGAUGUCAACAAAGAGGAAUACUUCCAAAUUACCCACGAUUACCCCCUAGCUGCUGCAAAGGCGUUCAGCACGCUACAUCCGGAGUCGCCUUUUACCUUCGUAUACGUAUCAGGCGAAGGCGCAACACAGUCACCAGGAAUAACUACACCUAUCUUUGGCAGAGUGAAAGGGCAAAUAGAGCAAGCAUUGUUCGACUUGGGGAAGCAGACACCGAAUCUGAAUGUGUACAAUGCCCGACCUGGCGCAGUCGAUUGGAGGCACCAUCCCGAGAUUCAUAAGUUUAUGCCGCACCAGGCGUUAUACAAGAAGAUGCUGUUGGCACCCAUAGAUGCAGUAUACAAAUCUAUGAUGACACCAACCCGGUCCUUGGGAAAGGUUUUGACAGAACUAGCAAUGAGUCAGGGGAAGCCGUUGAAAGGGAAGGAUCUUCAAAUGGAAGGUAGAUUGUUGCCGAAUGUUGCUAUCCGGCGACUGGCUGGGUUGUAAUGUUCUGUAGUUUAUCAUCUUUUUGGGGCGUCUAGUUGCAGGAGAUGCAUCCUGUUCAGGGGCACAGUACUGUUUUUCGGGGGUUACAUGUUCGUUCCUGUUUGAUGUGUUUAGUUAUGUAUAUCCAGCAUUGCAUCUUCCAAAAAGGUUGACGGCCAGACAUAGAACGAAGGAUAUAUGUGACAGUAAUUGUAUAUACCUGAAAUAAUAAGAACAGACAAAACCGAGGAACUAAGGGG